GAGAGAGAAUGAGAGGAAGAGAGGGGACAUGAGGGUAAAUAAACAAAACGCCCAUAGAACACAUUGAUCCUCUCCACGUGAUGCCACAUUCAUCACUGGGCAAUGGGGCCAGAGAGAGAGAGAAGGGGGCAAAACGAGAGAAAGGGAGAUGUAUAUGCUUUUGUGAAGGCUGGAUUCUAACAGAGAGGUACUAUCGGGAUUGUUAGAAGAAGAGAAAAUAUGAUGCAAGGAGAUGAGCAAACCAUGACAGAGUGUUCAUAUCUGGGUAGACAGUUCCUUCAAAACAGAAACCAUGAUUUGCUUGAUGUUGCAGGUCUCCACAGUUCAACAUGACUAAAAGGAAUUCAAAACUUAAAUGGUUACUUCUCAUCCACCUCUUACUGUCUGAUGUGGUUUUUGGCAGAGCUCCACUCCCUCAAAGAAACCUGAGGCCUUCUGUCACUUCAGUGUCUCAAACAGAGCAAGUAGAAUCACAUGUUAUUGAAAAUGAUCUUGCUGCCGCCCAUCGCUUGGUCUCAAACCUCUCAGCCUCUCUACAAGGUCAGCUGGAUUUCCAGUGCAAUGCAAGCUGUGCAGAGCUCUCUAAUGGAGGCUGGAGUGGAAAGGGUUUCUCUCAGGAGCUAUUAGGGUUGGCAAUUGUGCCAGUUCUGGUGUCAGCAGGGUGUUUGUUUGAAGCCCAAGCCCUAGUAAUGCAACUCUAUGAGGUGCUGGGGCAAAAUGAUACACAUGAAUUUUUAGAGGACAUUCUAGCAUUGAUCAAGAGAGGUAAAGAGAGAGAUUCAGCACAUAUGGUCCAUCACAAUGAUUUCCAAACCCCUUCUAUGCUGAACUCUGAGUCUCAACGCCACCUACAGGCUGUAAUAUUUAAUAUUAAUCAGCUAGCUGAGGUGGGUGAGAAAGAUGAAAAGGGUAAAGUUGGGCCUAGUGGGCAUUGCAAUGGAUGGGUAAGAGUGAAAGGCACUCGGUUUCUUGGACAGGCCGCAGAACAGAGUAAGCCAUUGUGUCUUGAAGAAGCACAGCAGGCUUGUGGAAGAUUGGGAUUCCAAUGUGCAGGUGUGACCCAGGACGGCGACUCUGGAUAUUAUCACGUUAUCUUGAGGCCUGGAAGCCGUGUGGUGCCUUCAUCUAACUCAGAGAGCUGGAUUCACAAUUGCAAAGUGGGGUCUGUCCGUUGGCGCAGAAAUGGGAUCCCUCAGCAUCACUGUGUAAAUGAAAAAGAGGAGCGAGUGUAUACAGUAGUGGAGUGGAUUCCGGCAGUCUCCACGCUGUAUAAUCUGGGAACAGCUGUUUAUUAUGCAUCUGUUAGCUGCUAUGACACGGCAAAAGAGAGAGCCAUCUUCAGCACUGUGGAUCUGGGCACAGACGCCCUCAUGGCCGUAACAGGGGGAACCGCUGGGGUUGCUGGUUAUGCGUUGGGGGCUGGUUUAAAAACAGGUGUGAAGGCUGGGAUUAAAUAUCUGCUGAACAGCAUGAAAGAGGAAGAUGACCUGGUAAUGAACCAGAACAGCUGGGAGGAUGGAACUCUUACUGUCCAGUAAAAAACCAAGGAGAACAAGAACAACAGCUGCAUUGCUCCAGGGCCUCAAGGUUUUUUUCACUUGUGGUGAACGAUGUGUAGAAUGCUCUAUUUCUGCAUGUUCAGUCAUAAUAACUAUGUUCAGUUAUACAUACCUUAAAGGGUUACUCCACCCCAUAAUGACAAUUUUGUCAUUAAUCACUUACUCCCAUGUUGUUCCAAACCUGUAAAAGCUUUAUUCGUCUUCAGAACACAAUUUAAGAUAUUUUGGAUGAAAACUGGGAGGCGUGUAACUGUCCCAUCGACUGCCAUUACACUAACCGCAUUUCCAUUACAGAUUUGCACAAAACUUUAGUGAUACUUUAUAAAUGAAAUAUACAUGUAAAAAAAAAUAUUGUGAAGCUACUGUGCUUCCAUUAACCAAUAUUAUGUGACUAAAAUGUAACCUUUUGCCUCUCGCGAUAAGUCAUAGCAGCAGGAUAGAUUGGAUAUAUUUCUUCAAAGGAGGAAUAUGCUUGUAUCUUUAUGUAGCAUGGAUAGCCCCUUCAUAAAUGUGCGUGGUGUGGCUGGUAUAAACACAAGCAUCGACUAGAGUGACCGCAAUCAGCUUCAGUGACCGUAUGAGAGCCGCAAUGCACCACAAAACCACCUCAGGUGAGCGUAUUAACUGUUUCCUGGUUUUCAUCCAAAAUAUAUUUCAUUGUGUUCAGAAGAUGAAUGAAGCUUUUACAAGUUUAAGUGAUUAAUGAGAACAUUUUCAUUUUGCUGUGGAGUAACCCUUUAAUAUCCAAAAGUUGUUUAAUGACAUCAGCAGAAAGUGACAUUAUUUUUGAGUGGGAAAAAAAUAACAGCCCAGCAUGAACAUUCUUUUUUUCCCAAGUAACAUUCCAUAUGGACAAGGUUAUAUAACUCUGUAUGAUAUUUAGAUUUUUAUAUAUUCUACUAUUAUAAUAUGAUAUAAUGUAUCAUAAGUGUUUCAGACGACACAAUUUUUAUGCAUUAUACUUAUUUUUCUUGUUUCCUAAGAUUGAGUGUUUUUUUUUUUCUUAAAGUCUGGUAUUUAUAGAAAUACAAUUAUUUGACCAGUUGUCACUUAUAACAUAGCUACUCAAGAUUUACAGAGUCAUCUGAGACUGACUCAUGUUACCCAUGGGUAAUAUUUAACUGUUUUAGGCCUUGAGUGGGAGGAGCUACUAGAACUCAAGAAUACUAGAAUACAAGAUAAACAGAAUAGGCAGCAUAAAACCAAACUUUAUGACUUUAUACGUGUAAUUGAUGUAUAACAGUUUCAAGUAAAAAUAGAAAUGUUUUUCAGUAUUUCA
This is a messenger RNA of Puntigrus tetrazona (Sumatra barb), 2838 nucleotides long. It is a transcript of the gene apof, whose product is annotated as apolipoprotein F. Gene Ontology annotation, biological process: cholesterol metabolic process. The record is from RefSeq and is a predicted model, not a curated record. The transcript has 2 exons. Lineage: Eukaryota; Metazoa; Chordata; Actinopteri; Cypriniformes; Cyprinidae. Bases 330 to 1538 code for a protein of 402 amino acids.